UUACAAUCGGCGAGAAAAAGGACGCUUGUAUCGAGACAGAGAUAUUUUCUCUCGUUUCUCGUCUCUUAGAGACUCUAAGAGAUUGCAGGCACCAUGUCUAUGUCUGGUGCUGAAUACUUGGCCUCCAUCUAUGGCACAGAGAAGGAUAAGGUCAACUGUUCAUUUUACAUCAAGACUGGAGCUUGUCGUCACAGUGAAAGAUGUUCCAGAAAACACAACAAACCACAGUACAGCCAAACAGUGGUGAUGCAGAACAUGUACGUGAGCCAGCAGAACUCAGCCAAGUCAGCUGAUGGAUCUCAUUUGGCCAACAUGAGUGACCAUGAGAUCCAGGAACAGUUUGAGUAUUUCUUUGAGGACGUGUUCUUCGAAUGUGAGGACAAGUAUGGAGAGAUUGAGGAGAUGUGCGUGUGCGAUAAUCAGUGUGACCACCUGAGAGGCAAUGUGUACAUCAAGUUCCGGCGGGAGGAAGAUGCAGUUAAGGCAGCAGAGGACCUCAACAACCGCUGGUACAUGUUCCGACCUAUCUAUUGUGACCUGUGUCCUGUGGCUGAUUUCCGUGAGGCCUGCUGCCGCCAGUUUGAAAUGGGCCAGUGUGGUAAGGGUGGAUUCUGCAACUUCUGGCAUGUCAAGCCCAUUUCACACCACCUCAAGAACUUACUGGCGCGUUCCUCCAGGUCCCGUUACAGGUACCGGUCCAGGUCACGCUCCAGGUCUCGUGACAGGCAUGAGAAGCACGCCCCUGAGAAACACAGAAGGAGGUCUCGCUCACGCUCUCGUGACCGUGACCGCCGAGACCGCAGAGGCAGAUACUGAGGGGCCUCCACUGAUGUCUUUUAAUAUUCAUACUGUUGUUUGCCUCUUCAUUUUUUUUCAUUUUUUUUAUUUUUUAUUUUCUUUUCUUCCCCUUUUUCUUUUUCCAAGUACUUUCUAUAGUAUUGGAGUUUAAGGGUUUUUUUGUUUUUUUUUUAUUAUUAUUAUUAUUUUCCGUUUUGGAACUUCUAUUCCUUAGGGGGCAAGAGAAUAAAGUAAACCUUCAGUAAUUUUAGAAUGCCAGCUUCAUUUCAUCGUUGAUUGUGUUAAAAUGGAGAAUGUUACAUAAUCAUGAUAGUAUCAGUCAUCAGACGCGAGGCUAUAGUCGCAUCAGUCUGAGACAUUUGUUUUAUAAAGAACUUUUUUUCACGUGUAGAACCUAAAAGUAUAAAAUGAAGACUUUUGUAUUAUAAGUUUAGAAGAUAGGAUUGUGUAGAGUAUAAAGUGAUGUGGAACUACAGAACAAUAGUACAAUGGAUCCUGAAUUUCCAGUGUGGAUUUUAUCGUGGCUCUUUUUUAUUAUUAUUAUUGCUAGGCUCAUCUUUUUAAUAUUACCAUCAACAAAUAUAUUUGUAACAAUGUUAGAAUCAUCAUAAUUUCACUUGAAAAAAAAAAUGAAAAUUAUAUUGCUGACACUGGGAACUUUUGUUUCUAAUGUUUGACCAACAAUUUUUUAACAUGAAUUGAUAUAUUUAUUAUUAUUAUUACUAUUACCAUUAUGAAUAUUAUUGUUAUUGUUAUUAUUAUGAUUAUGAUUAUGAUUAUUAUGAUUCUUAUGAUUCCUUGUUUUUUUUCUAACUUCUGAAUACUACCACUGCUACUAAUAAAGAGGAUAAACAUAGGAGUCGGAGAUGCCUAGCUGCCCUUAGGGGAUCCUUUCUUUGUUUGGGGAAACGCAAAACAAUGGUAUGUUUGGUUACCAUUAAAUUGCCAAUACAUAUUCCUCCAUUCUUAAACCUAGAAGUGUGCAGAGGUUACAGUGCACAGAAUAGCCAUAGCAUACAGUGCUUUGUGUGACUGGCUGUCUUAAAGGUGAUAUCUAGAGUCUGCUAGAAGAAUGUUUUAUUUUUUAUUUUUUUAUUUUUUUUAUGAGGAAAAAAAAGAAAAGGUAAAUCCAGAGUUCAGCCAAUGCAAGAAAUGUAUACAUAUUUAUAUCUUCCAACCAUGGAGAGAAUACAUAGUGAAAACCAUAAUUCUAAUUUUUGUACACAGUGUAAGUUUAUGCCAAGUUCACAUGGAUCAUGUGCUCUUUAUUGGGACAAUCUGCAAGCCGCUAAUUGUAAACAAAGUAGAAGAAACUGCUCGGGAAGUGAUUUUGAUAAUUGGGCCAACCCAGGAGGAUGGCCGUGUGUAUUUAGCAAGGUGUGCUUUCCUUUGCUGAUAAGGAAAAGAUUCAGAUUGUCAAUAUUUUUUAGUUAAUUCCUUUUUUUUUUUCUUUUCUUUCUUUUUUUGUAUACAAGUGUGUUUAUUGGAUGUAUGACAAAGGGCUGUAGAAUGUGUUUUUGUGAGUUUUGUUUUUUUCUUUUUGUCUGAAGUUUUCCAAAUAAAAUAUUUUAAAUCUUAAAAUACAGCUGCUACAAAUCUAAUAUGUUUGAUUUGAUCACUUAUCUUUUAUCUGAUUUUAAUGAAGAAUAUAUAUAUUAAUGGACAAAAGUAUGUAUAAUGAACAGUCCUAUGACAUUUGAUAUAAUGAAAGGGAUUAUAAAAAAUAAUAAUAGUAAUUCCUGAUAAUUUUCCAAAAAAAUAAGUUUUUUAUCUUAUAGGGGAGAUGUCAAAGGUAGGAAAUAAAGUAUUAUAUAAGUAUAUUUAAAAAAAAAAAAAAGUCAUUCAUUUAUACUUUUUGUUUUUUAUAUUUUAUUUUUUGAUUUUUUUUAGAAUAUUGAUGAUAAAAGAUGUGGAUGAAUAUGUAAAAAAAAAAAAUAAUAAUAAUAAUAAAUAAAAUAAAUCGUAGAUUCAAUAAGCAAAUUUACACAUGACCCUAAUGUACAAGCAUGUCAUGUUAUAUGGAAUGGUUUUCCUGGUUUGAGAAAAACUAAAUAAUUUAGAGUUCUAUAAUUAGAUAUUUCUAUUGAAAGAACCUUUGGUCAUCAGCCUCCGUUGUAACUGGCCAGGUUAAUGUCACAAAAAACUGACUUAAUAUUGCUUUUUAGUAUUGUGAUUAGGGAUAAUGUUCAUAUAUAAUUGAUUCUUUAUGAACGGUUCAUUCAGGAAUAAAUCUUGAAAAAAAAAAAAAUUUCAGCUCUUAGUUUUGUUUUGUUUUUUUGGUUUGUUUAUGUAUAUUUUAAUAGUCAUAUCUAACCAAUUACAGAGGUUAAAAAUAAAAAAGCUAUAUUCAAA
Penaeus chinensis is the source of this 3150-nucleotide messenger RNA. Its product is annotated as splicing factor U2af 38 kDa subunit-like. The record is from RefSeq and is a predicted model, not a curated record. The transcript is spliced from 3 exons. Lineage: Eukaryota; Metazoa; Arthropoda; Malacostraca; Decapoda; Penaeidae. Gene Ontology annotation, biological process: mRNA splicing, via spliceosome. Bases 94 to 816 code for a protein of 240 amino acids. Gene Ontology annotation, molecular function: pre-mRNA 3'-splice site binding; metal ion binding. Gene Ontology annotation, cellular component: U2AF complex; spliceosomal complex.